This is a messenger RNA of Diospyros lotus (date-plum), 360 nucleotides long. RefSeq lists its product as uncharacterized. The transcript has a single exon. The coding region runs from base 1 to 360 and encodes 119 amino acids. NCBI's taxonomy places the organism in Eukaryota, Viridiplantae, Streptophyta, Magnoliopsida, Ericales, Ebenaceae. The record is from RefSeq and is a predicted model, not a curated record.
AUGGUAGAGAGACCCCAGGUUCAGGGUAGAGUUUACGCUCUCACAUCAGUUGAGGCUGAGCAAGGCAGCGGGACGAUCCAAGGUAUUCUAUCUCUCUAUAAUCAUGAUGUUCAAGUGCUUUUUGAUAUUGGAGCUACACAUUCUUUUAUUGCACCACAUGUUAUGUGUUAUAUUCCACAUUCUUGGAUCGCGUUUCCAUAUCAUUUGAUUGUGUCUACCCCUGGGGAUAGAGUCAUGGUGGGGCGGGGGAAAUUUGAAAAUUGUGAGAUAGGAGUGCAUGAUAGGAAGUUAUUGGGUGAUUUGAUCAUUCUUGAUAUUAGUGACUUUGAUUUGAUCCUUGGUAUGGAUUGGUUAUCUUGA